Messenger RNA from Linum trigynum, 2476 nucleotides. The record is from the annotation of a GenBank genome assembly. Lineage: Eukaryota; Viridiplantae; Streptophyta; Magnoliopsida; Malpighiales; Linaceae.
CUUCUAGAUCUCAGAAUCCUUCUCCCGCGAAUCAGAAAAUGGCACCCAAAUCAUCAGAUUCGCAGAGUAAUCUCCUCAAUCAGUCGGACCCAACAACAAACGGCUCGAUCGAUCCAGUAUUCCACCUCGUCAGAAUCCUCCCUUACUCUGUCCUCCGCGCGCCGCGCCUCCGCCUCAAGCUGCCGUCCCUCAGCCUUCCAUCUCCGAUGACGGUCUUCUCCCUCGUCCUCCUGACCUACUUCAUGGUCGUCUCCGGCAUCGUCUACGACGUCAUCGUCGAGCCGCCGGGAAUCGGAUCGACCCAGGAUCCCGUCACCGGCACCGUGCGGCCGAUCGUCUUCAUGUCCGGCCGAGUCAACGGGCAGUACAUCAUCGAAGGGUUGUCGUCCGGUUUCAUGUUCGUCCUCGGUGGGAUCGGGAUCGUUCUCUUGGAUCUUGCGCUGGACAAGAAUCGGGCGAAGAGCGUCAAGGUUUCGUAUGCUUCUGCUGGGGUUUCCUCCAUUGUGUUCUCCUAUGUUAUGAGUAUGCUCUUCAUCCGCAUUAAGAUCCCAGCUUAUCUGAGGUGAAUAUUGUCAUAAUCCAGUUUUUCUGUAGGGUGGUAGAUUGAAAGUAGAGGGCUUUUCGUCGUUGUUCUCCAUAAACCAUAUGAGCUGGUUGUUUGUGUUUGUUGUGUGGCAAUUGGAUCAUUUUGGAAUGCUAGAAAUGAAUCAGAAUGCUCUGCAAUUUCAGGGUGGUAUAUUGAAUUAAAGGGUUUUGGGGGCUUUCGCCAUUAGGAAUUGGAAAUGUGCCGCGGUUGAUUGUGUAUGUUGUGCAAUUGGAAUGCUGGAAUGAAUCAGAAUGCCUGCAUUUCCCUAAUUUCGAUUGUCUGUUGGCUGUGGUCGAAUCAGUAAAGCAUAUAGCUUUACAGGAUACUAAUGGCAUUGCAAGGUCCCAGAAAGACCAGAACUUGCUCUGCAAGAGCUCCAGCUAGCUGUUUCAAAACAGUACAGAAGUUCUGUUUUAAAAAAACUGACCUUCCAGUUCCAAUUAAGCCAAUCAAAUGCAAUGCUUCUCCAACCCUAAACCUCAGCCGGAAUCGAUGACGAUCUUGCUGAGAAGGUUGCUCUAAGCUCUCUUUAAUGUUUAGGGUAGCGGAAGGGAUUGAUGAUCCACCAAUGCAAUGAUGGGAGAAUGGAUGAUUGGGGAAGAGCAGAAGGGCCUUCACCAGGUAAUUGGAACGAAUUGCUCUACGACUAGGCGAACUUCCCUCAAGUCUCGAAUUAAAGAAAGCCCUCGGUUGAGUUGUGCUUAAGAUUUGAUUAGCAAAAAGCACUGGCAGCUGCCUCCUCCAUGGCUCUCCAUCCUCCGUUCACAGUCACGCGAAGCAUUGGAGUGUUGACACAAGCUCGAACCAAGUUACAGACAGAUUUUGGGAACCCCCAUAGCCAACAUAACCUUAAACAGAAGAUCCCAAUGUGUUCAUUAACUCCAUUUUCAGUGCCCAUGGAGGAGAAAUACAAGACUACUGAGUGUCAUGAACCAGUUGAUCCCAAUAACUCGAGUUGUUGGGAGAGGUUCAAUCGUGGAUCAUAUACCACAACACUAACACGCCACCACGAAAGCCACUCACAAAGGCUUGAAGUUUGCACAUGUCUGAAGACAAGAAUAUCAUGUGCUUAACAAAUGAGGGUCAUCGGGAAUCGAACACAAGACCUCUCGGUCACAGAAGGCUCUGAUACUAUGUCAUGAAUCAAUUGAUCCCAAUAACUCGAGUUGUUGGGAGAGGUUCAAUCGUGGAUCAUAUACCACAACACUAACACUGAGUACUGACAAUACCUAGCGGCUUUGCUUCUCCAUUUUGGGCUCAGUUACGUUAAGCCCAAAUGAGAUACACAAUAGCAGCACCGAAGACUUGGCCCUAUUGAAGCCCACAAUGAUUGAAUGGGCAUGUAUCAACUUUGAGCCAGUCUCCUAAGAGCCAAUUAUUUGUUUGCUAAUUGGCAUCCAUGUGAAGAAGAAGAAGAAGAAGAAGAAGAAGAAGAAGAAUUUUGGUUAUAUAAUAACCCAACAGCAAAAGAACAAGAGGGGUGGUGGGAUGGGAAUGAGGGAGGAGAUUUAGUGGCCCCAACAAUAAGAGAUCAAAGCCCACCUUUUUGCCUUGGAAUGUGAAGAAAUCUCCACCAUAGUUGUUGGGAAAGAUCUUUUGAAAGAGAGAAAUUUUGAUAAGGAAAUAUAUUAGGGAGAUCAUGUUUAACAAACUUGGAUCACAUUUGCAACACAAAUUAAGUGUCACAUAUUCAAUUUUUGGGCGAUCGGUUUUUUCGAGUUAUUUGAGGGUCCAUAAAAGACGAUUUUUCAACUUUAGACCCGUACGAAAAUCUCGAAUAAUCAACGCCCUUCACCUUGGCCAAGAUCCCAAGACUGUUUUGCAUAAGGGUCUUCCUUUCGAAUCUAAACUCAAAGUUGAUUGUGACAUAAGUAAACUUUUGAAAUUCUU